UUAUUUACUAUAUUUACCAGUCAAUGGUCAUUUAUAACCUAACCGUUGAAUGGUUUUCGUUUUUAUUGCAAAAUUUUAAUAAAUUGAUGAUAAAAGCUAAAAAUGAGUGUUAAUAGUUCUGCAUUUAAACUGUUUUCCUGUGUUAAUGCAUACAAAAAUAUUUUAAGCAACAGUUUUAGGAUAGUCUUUGCAAGUCCACAACCUCAUUCAGGCUAUAAAUUGUCUUCUAAAACGAACAUUGACUUGUCCAGCUUCCCUACUAAACCGCCAAAGCCUCUAACACCAUAUUUUAAAUUUUUGGCUGAGCACAGAUCUUUGGUAAAAAAGGAACAUCCAGAAUUUAAUUCUCUAGAAAUAAUAAAACAAUGUGCAAAAGACUGGAGAGAUGUCCACGAGAGUAUCAAAGAACGAUACAAUGAGCAGUAUAAACAAGAAAUGGACAUUUAUUCAAAACAGUAUUUAGAUUACCAAGGGAGAUUAACACCUGAACAAAAAGAGAAAUUAUCACAAUUAAGAAAAGAAAGAAUUGAACAAAAGAAUAAAAUCAGAUUGAAAAAGAAAUAUAGGGAUGCUAAUAGACCAAAAAGACCUCUGGCUCCUUAUUUUCUGUUUCUUGCAGAAAAAGCAAAAGAAAGAAAUGAGAAAUACAAUGAAUUAGCCAUAACUCUUAGACAUGAAUGGAAACAGUUAAGUGAAUCUGAAAAACAAAAGUAUUCAGACGAAUUUAACAAAAAUAUAAAAGAAUAUGAAGAAGCCAUGAAAAACUGGGAAGCCAAUAUGAUUAAAGAGGGCCAUUUUGACCUGGUCAGAGGUCGUGCACUAAUUGAACAAGGUCUUAAAAAUAGUCCUCAAAGCACCAAACUUGCAAAAAGAAUCAAAAAGAAGGCAUCAGAAAGUAAUGAACCUUAAGUUUUUUGGAGUUAAGAUUUGACCUUUUAGAAAUAAGUAAGGAUAUAAUAAGAUUUGUUAAGUCUUAUACUGUGGUCAAAUAGUUUUGUUUAAUGAUCCAUGUUUCAUUAAUUUAUUUGGGACAAAUUCAAAGUAGAUUUUUUAACUACGCUAUUAUUUUAAUGACAUAAGAGAAAAAAUAUUUUUAAAUGUAAAAUAUUAAUACAUACAUUUGCAUUUGGAAUAAAUUUUGCAGAAAACUAA
This is a messenger RNA of Agrilus planipennis (emerald ash borer), 1152 nucleotides long. RefSeq names its product transcription factor A, mitochondrial (gene TFAM). Gene Ontology annotation, biological process: regulation of gene expression. The record is from RefSeq and is a predicted model, not a curated record. Gene Ontology annotation, cellular component: nucleus. The transcript has 3 exons. Gene Ontology annotation, molecular function: transcription cis-regulatory region binding. Lineage: Eukaryota; Metazoa; Arthropoda; Insecta; Coleoptera; Buprestidae. Bases 103 to 909 code for a protein of 268 amino acids.